Messenger RNA from Caenorhabditis bovis, 942 nucleotides. The record is from the annotation of a GenBank genome assembly. Lineage: Eukaryota; Metazoa; Nematoda; Chromadorea; Rhabditida; Rhabditidae.
AUGGCGACCGUCUCGGCGUUGUCGAAAGUGCGCGGCACCGCGAAAACGUCGCCGUAUCCGCAAACGGAAGGCAUGCUGGCGGAGACGAUGCAAAAGUACGGCCAACAAUUGGGCGAUCGAAGCGAUCUAGGCAAGGCUCUCACAGACGCCGCCGAAGCGUACCGUCAAAUGGCCGACAUCAAAUAUCAAAUGGAGGACAACGUGAAGCAGAACUUUCUCGAUCCACUCAUCCAUUUGCAGAACAAUGAGCUGAAAGAUGUGAAUCAUCAUCGCACAAAAUUAAAAGGCCGCCGUCUCGAUUAUGAUUGUAAGAAGCGGCAACAGCGUCGCGACGACGAGAUGAUCCAAGCCGAGGAGAAGCUCGAAGAGUCGAAGCGUCUCGCCGAAAUGGCAAUGUUCAAUGUGCUCAGCAAUGAUGUCGAGCAAAUCUCGCAACUUCGCGCCCUCGUCGACGCCCAAUUGGAUUUUCAUCGGCAAACGGUUCAAGUGUUGGAGAAUUUGCACCAACAAUUGAGCCAUCGAAUCAAAGAAGCUGCGAGUCGACCGCGCGAGGAGCACAUUCCGAUACCGGUGUUGGCCACCGAAUGCCGCACGCCACGUUCGAGUUUCAGAUCGCCGGCGCCAAUCGACACCGUCAAUCAUCAGGCGCCGCCGUCGAACGCGCUUCAGAAUAAUGGCUAUCAGCAGCCGCAGGCGUUCGCGACGGGACCACCACCCGGCGGCCUCCCGCCGCCGCUAUCCCAACAACAAGCGCAACAGAAGCCGCACUGUCGAGCACUGUUCGAUUUCGACGCGCAAAGUGAAGGAGAGCUUGAAUUCAAGGAAGGCACCAUCAUCGAGCUGAUAUCGCAGAUUGAUGAGAAUUGGUUCGAAGGACGCGUGAAUGGGAAGACUGGGUUGUUCCCUGUCACUUAUGUUCAGGUGAUUGUGCCACUACACUAA